Capronia epimyces CBS 606.96 is the source of this 2298-nucleotide messenger RNA. Its product is annotated as pre-mRNA-splicing factor ATP-dependent RNA helicase PRP43. The record is from RefSeq and is a predicted model, not a curated record. Gene Ontology annotation, molecular function: RNA helicase activity; ATP binding; RNA binding. NCBI's taxonomy places the organism in Eukaryota, Fungi, Ascomycota, Eurotiomycetes, Chaetothyriales, Herpotrichiellaceae. The coding region runs from base 1 to 2298 and encodes 765 amino acids. Gene Ontology annotation, cellular component: intracellular anatomical structure; spliceosomal complex. The transcript has a single exon.
AUGGCAGGCAAACACUCUGAGACUCUAAACGGUGCGCCUGCAAAACGCCAGAAGACAUCUGGCGAGAUGAACCCGCAAGACAAUCCUUACCUUGCCCAUUGGCAUGACAACCAGCCCAACGGCUAUGCGAACGGCCAUGCCACGCCUCCAAAUUACAGUGAUGGUCCUUUGGCAAAACUGCAACGCCACAAGACAACCGCAGCCAUAGCCAAAGCGGCCGAAGAUGGCAAGAUCAAUCCCUUUACAGGCCGGCCUCUAUCUGAGAGAUACAUUUCUAUUAUGCGCGGUAGGAGAGAUCUCCCCGUGCAUGCGCAGCGAGACGAAUUCCUGCAACUGUAUCAAAAGUCACAAAUUCUCGUCUUCGUGGGAGAAACAGGUUCUGGAAAGACCACGCAAAUACCUCAGUUUGUGUUGUAUGAUGAUUUGCCUCAACAAGUCGGAAAGAUUGUUGCCUGCACGCAACCUCGACGAGUGGCUGCCAUGUCGGUUGCUGAGCGUGUCGCGCAAGAGAUGGAUGUCAAACUAGGCGAGGAAGUCGGUUACAGCAUCCGAUUCGAGGAUAUGACGAGUCAAAAGACAAUUCUCAAAUACAUGACGGAUGGAAUGCUUCUUAGAGAAGCCAUGAACGACCAUGAGCUGAACAGAUACAGCACCAUCAUUCUCGACGAGGCCCAUGAACGGACACUCGCCACAGACGUGUUGAUGGCCCUGCUGAAGGAAGUUGUUCAGCGCAGACCCGACUUGAAACUCAUCAUCAUGUCUGCGACGCUGGAUGCUCAGAAGUUUCAGCGCUACUUCAACGAUGCGCCACUGCUGGCAGUACCUGGACGUACUCACCCUGUAGAGAUCUUCUACACCCCAGAGCCCGAGCGCGAUUACGUUGAAGCUGCCAUAAGGACGGUUCUACAAAUACAUGCCACGGAGGCAGAGGGCGAUAUCCUGCUCUUUCUGACCGGAGAAGAAGAGAUCGAAGACGCUUGCCGCAAAAUAUCUCUGGAAACAGACGAGAUGAUCCGCGAGGCUGAUGCCGGGCCAAUGAAAGUCUAUCCUCUGUAUGGAACCUUGCCUCCCGCUCAACAACAAAAGAUUUUCGAGCCAGCACCAGCUCCGCGGCGACCUGGCGGCAGACCGGGACGCAAGUGUAUUGUUGCCACCAAUAUCGCCGAGACAUCCUUGACCAUUGACGGGAUCGUCUACGUGGUCGACCCAGGCUUUUCCAAACAAAAGGUCUAUAACCCCCGUAUCCGUGUGGAGUCUUUACUUGUGUCACCAAUCUCAAAGGCGUCUGCUCAACAGAGAGCUGGUCGUGCCGGGCGAACACGCCCAGGAAAAUGUUUCAGACUGUACACCGAAGGUGCAUUCAAGAAGGAGCUGAUAGAACAAACCUACCCCGAGAUUCUGAGAUCCAACCUGUCAUCCACGGUCCUGGAAUUGAAGAAACUGGGCGUCGAUGACCUCGUGCAUUUUGAUUUGAUGGAUCCUCCCGCCCCAGAAACGUUGAUGCGGGCCCUGGAGGAGUUGAAUUACCUUGCUUGUUUAGACGAUGACGGUAACUUGACAACCAUGGGCAGAAUGGCGUCCGAGUUCCCUCUGGAUCCGGCACUUGCCGUGAUGCUCAUCUCUUCGCCCGAGUUCUACUGCUCGAACGAAAUCUUGAGCUUGACAGCUCUGCUGUCUGUGCCUCAAGUCUUUGUCCGACCUGCAUCAGCCCGAAAGCGUGCAGACGAGAUGAAGAACCUGUUUGCUCACCCGGAUGGGGAUCAUUUGACUUUGCUGAAUGUGUACCACGCCUUUAAAGGCCCUGAGGCGCAAGCUAACACCAGACAAUGGUGUCAUGAUCAUUUCCUCAGUCUUCGAGCACUACAAUCAGCCGACAAUGUACGCAUGCAGCUCAAACGCAUCAUGGAACGUGAAGAGUUGGAGCUGAUGUCGACACCCUUUGAAGAUAAGAAAUACUACGAGAACAUCCGGCGGGCCUUGGUUUCGGGAUUCUUCAUGCAAGUGGCCAAGAAGGAGGCCAAUGGCAAGACUUACACAACGGUCAAAGACAACCAAACGGUACUUCUGCACCCCAGCACAGUUCUGGGCCAGGAAAGCGAGUGGGUCGUCUACAACGAGUUCGUGCUCACCAGCAAAAACUACAUUCGAACGGUGACGGCAGUCCGAGGCGAAUGGCUGCUCGACAUUGCUCCCGGAUACUACGACGUCGACAGUUUUCCCAAGGGCGAGGUCAGGACGGCACUGCAGCGGAUAGCCGAAAAGGUGGCUCGGCGACAGAAGAUGAAGGGUGGGAGAUAG